AUGAGUUCCAGAGUAUCUGAAACCGGUCGAUUACCCAUGACCAGAUGCAGUAUGACGGAUGUGGUUGGUCUUGCUGGACGCAAAGUGCGACUACCACAGAUAUGGAGUGAUCGAGACAAAUGCGGUGAAAAUGGUAACAUACCGCUUCUGCCAAAUCGUGAAAAAGCGUUGGAUGAUAUCACUGUUGUUUUGGCUAUCUCUAUGCUCAUGUUUGGUGGUGAACGAUUGACUCCUGGCUUGGCCGGUCUAGCAUUGACUAACGUACACGCCAACAAGUUGUCGAGUUGGUACACGUCGCACCUGGCAAAGUUGUACAAGAAAUAUCCACCAUCAAACAGUUGCGAUGUCAAACAAGGUACUAGUCAUUGGUUGAAGCAUACAGCGCAGCACCAUCUAGACACUGCUGGUUUGUCGAUGGCGGCUAAAAUGUGGGCUGGUCACAAGGUGGACGAAGGAAGCAGGACCAACUACUUUUACACACGUUUUGGUUAUCUACUUGAAGGUCAAAAGUGUCUCAGCGGUUGGUACAAACUGCAGGGUGAAUUCCCAGAUGUUGUGAUUCCGGAUUUUCAAGACGUCGGCACACCAAACUGUGUCGCUACAGGCGACAAACUUUGCUCUGCUCUUUUUGGUCAUGUUGAUUGUGUUGAUUAUUCUUUCAAACGGUGUAUCUUGGUUUGUUUUUUGGCAAAAUGGGAUGCAUUGUUGGACCUGUUGCAAGAAGGUAUUCAGGAUGUCAACGAGCACAUCCUUGUGAGUCGUGUAAAUGUACUGCUAACACAGAAGAAUGUCUCCCACGAGGAGUUUCAUGCCUUCAAGGCAGGAUGUUGCAUACUGCCAUCUUACUCUCCUGGGUCUGUAAAGGAAUCAAGCCAGCGUCCAAAAGACGCUCCAGAAUCAUCGUCGUCGAAGCAAUUUAUUGCGAUGCAGCCCAAAACGGGACCAACAGUGCAAGCGUUUAUUGGUCAAUUGAAGACCAAAGUACAUCCAGUAGAGGUUCUACUCAAGUGGCUUCAUCAUGUUCUGAUGGGAGGGUCUUUGAUUGCCGUUUGUGUUGAUAAUAAGACUGAAAACAAAUGGCGACGAACUGUUAAAGCUAUCAAAGUCAUGCUCAUGUUUAUGGAACGAUGGCCUGAACCUCGGGAGUUGACUUUGACUUUUUUGACUCCCGUGCAUGAGGGUUUGAUCCAACGAUUCGGAUCCAAAUUUAGUCUUGCUUCUUUGGCAAAAGAAAAGAACAAAAACAACUACCCAGAAAAUAUACCGAUUCUUGUCAAGCAAUUUUUAAUUAAUAAACAUUAA
Messenger RNA from Seminavis robusta, 1302 nucleotides. The record is from the annotation of a GenBank genome assembly. NCBI's taxonomy places the organism in Eukaryota, Bacillariophyta, Bacillariophyceae, Naviculales, Naviculaceae.